AUGGCGGAUCCGAGGGCGCGACGAGCUUCAUGGGGGGCGAAGGGGAGGUCAUGUGCCGCAUUUCGUCGGUGUCUUUUUCUCGUUUUCCUUCUAUUCCUCGCUCUCGGCGACGACGCGGCAGAGAGACGAUCCGCCCCAUGCUUUGCACAGGCUCUCGUCUCGUUCUCACGUCCGUCCUCGACGAGGUCUUCUCCUUCGUUGUCUCCUCUUUCCUCGUCUUCGCCUUUCUCCCUUUCCGGUUCUGUCGCCUCAUCAUCAAAGGCAUCUCCUUGUCUCUCGUCGCAGUCUCUCUUUACAUCGAAUCUCCAUCCGCCGCCCAUCCACGUGGAGUUCUCGCGGGUGUCUCCCUCUCUCGCUUUCGUGUCUCUCGGCGUCCCGCGAAAGCGGUUGCAAACGACUCGUCUCUUCUCACGGUCCUCUGGGAACUCCACCUUGCGUGUCGGCUCUCGAGCGUCCCCUCUCGCCCUCGCUCAGGCCCGAGAAUUCGUCUACCGCCUCGCUCUCAAGUUCCCCCAGUCCUUUCCACGCGCACACGAAAUCAUCCAAACAUCCCUCGCCACUUCGUCGGAUUCCUUAUCUCCUUCUUCUCCUUCCUCCUCUUCUUCUCCUUCCUCUUCUUCUCCUUCUUCCUCUCCUUCUCCUUCUUCUCCUUCAUCUUCUCUGUCCGCUUUUCUGACUUCGCGCUUGCAUCUCGACUCUCAGCUGGAGUACGGGGAGUUGUGCAUUGUGCCGCUUCAGACGACAGGCGACUCCGCUUUGCAUCUUCCCCUCGCCCAGCUCGGGGGGAAGGGACUCUUCACGAAGGAGCUGGACGUGGCAUUGCUUGCAGGCCAAGUCGACGUCGUCGUGCAUUCGAUGAAAGACGUGCCCACAGAGCUUCCGCCGGGGACGGAGAUCGGCGCCUUCCUCCCUCGCGAGGACCCGCGAGACGCGUUCAUCUACGCGCGUCAAGAGCCCCGCCCGUCCCAGGAAGACGCUGACCGCGAGGCAGGCGAGCCGGCCGCCUCGCGGGGCGCAGCUUCGGCCUCAGCUGCAGCCUCUGGAGACUCGGGCGUCUCCCUACUUCGGUACCUCCCAGCCGCGCUCUUUCCUUCCCUGAGACACUGCGAAGGCAACGCGCCACAUGACACAGGAGAAAAAGGAGACAAAGAAAGAGGAGAAAAUGGAGAAACCAGAGAGGCCGGCGAAUGCGGGGUGGAGAAGGAACACUUCGGCGAUGCGGGGAAACCCAUAUUCGGCACCUGUUCGCUCCGGCGCCAGGCUCUCCUGCACGCCCUCUUGCCGCCCGGGAGCUUCCACCUCAUGGGGCUGCGCGGAAACGUGCAGACGCGCAUGCGGCGUAUCGAGGAAGGCAAGCUCGACGCCACUCUCCUCGCUGCCGCCGGACUCAAGCGGCUCUGCCUGCUUCCUUCUCUCCUCUCGCCUUCGCGUGAUUCGGGUCCUCUGGCGUCGCCUCUCGGCUGCGUCUCAACGCAUGCGCGCGGACGCGCAUGCGUCGAGGCCGUGCUGUUGCCCGCCGAGGUCUUUGUGCCGGCGGUGUGUCAGGGCGUCGUCGGCGUCCAGUGUCGAUCCGCGGACACGCGCAUUCUCUCGCUUCUUCACAGCUUAAAUUCGCUUUCCUCUCGAGGCCAGGCCAGGUGCGAACGGGCGUUUCUCCGGGCCCUCGACGGCAGCUGCCGAACGCCGAUCGCUGGUAUUGCGCAGUGGCGAGGCGUUACGGACCGUCGGCAGGAGACCACACAGCCCGAGAGAAAAACUCCAGAUGAGCGCACAGAUCGCCGAGACGUGAAGGGCGGCGAAGAAGGCUGGGGAGGCCAUCCAGACUGUUUUACGGAGAAGGCGGAACUGCGAUUUUGCGGGGUUCUCGCGACACCCGACGGAAAGCACUUGUUCCGCCACGAGCGAGCCGUCCAGGGUGUACGUACACCCGAGGAGGCCGAAGAGCUCGGCCACGCAGUUGCGGAAGAAAUCAAGAAAGCAGCAGGAGCUCCACGGCUCGCAGAGAUCAAGCAGGAGGUCACCGAGGGCUGGAAGCAUUUGAAGACAUUUUGA
Neospora caninum is the source of this 2052-nucleotide messenger RNA. Its product is annotated as putative porphobilinogen deaminase. Lineage: Eukaryota; Apicomplexa; Conoidasida; Eucoccidiorida; Sarcocystidae. Gene Ontology annotation, biological process: heme biosynthetic process. Gene Ontology annotation, molecular function: hydroxymethylbilane synthase activity. The coding region runs from base 1 to 2052 and encodes 683 amino acids. Gene Ontology annotation, cellular component: cytoplasm. The transcript has a single exon. The record is from RefSeq and is a predicted model, not a curated record.